This is a messenger RNA of Hippocampus comes (tiger tail seahorse), 2035 nucleotides long. Its product is annotated as leucine-rich repeat-containing protein 43. Bases 121 to 1881 code for a protein of 586 amino acids. Gene Ontology annotation, molecular function: protein binding. NCBI's taxonomy places the organism in Eukaryota, Metazoa, Chordata, Actinopteri, Syngnathiformes, Syngnathidae. The record is from RefSeq and is a predicted model, not a curated record. The transcript is spliced from 12 exons. Gene Ontology annotation, cellular component: cytoplasm.
GACUGACCAGGAAGUCGCGCUCGCGGUUGCCUGGCAACCAUCGCCGGCUGAGUCCAACAACGACGAGACGAGGUGCCGGAAGGAAAGGACGGAGGACCGAGCGAGGGAGUGCAGCUCAGCAUGAGCUCGGUGGCGCUGUCGGCCGUUCUCGACAAGCAUAUUCGCCGCCUGUGCCUCGACCAGUUUCCUUGUGGAAAAGGCAGCUGGAGGAAGGACGGCGGCGGCGGCGGCAGCGAGGCGGAAGCGGUGACGGAGGACACAGACACGCUGCUGGAUCUGCUGAGUUGCCCGCACUCGCCAUGGCACCACGACGAGCCGUGGAGCCCGCAGGCCGCCGCCCUGCAGCGCGUGGCCGUGGUGCAGCCCGAGCGACUCGACGCCGACUUCGUGUGCAGCUACUUCAGGAAGCUGCGCAUCGUCGACAAGGACGUGUCUGUGAUCGACAGCUACCUGCUGAAGUUCUGCAACCUGCAGGAACUUGUGCUCAGCGCCAAUCGCAUCUGCGAGAUCUCAGCCGAGAACCUCCCCAGGACGCUAAAGGUUUUGGAGCUGCGUGCCAACCAGCUGCGCGCCCUGGGCCGGCUGGCCAUCUCUCCGCCCCCUCGCCUGCAGUAUCUCGGGCUGGCUGCCAACCGUCUGGGAUCCCAUCGAGACGUCACCCAGCUCACAGGAAGUCAAUGGCCUGAGCUGGUGUGUCUGGACCUGAGCGAGUGCGACUUCAGGGAGCAGCGCCCCCUGCUGAAGGCGCUGGGCACACUGCCGUGUCUGCGGACGCUGGUGCUGGAGGGCAACCCGUUCACGCUGGCGCCAUCGUACCCGGGGUUCGCCGUGGACGCCCUGCCCCGCCUCUCCUACCUGGACGCGGCCUGGAUCGCGCCCGAGGAGCGACACCGCUACCGGGGGAUGGCCAACAUGAGCCACCUUCUGGUGGACUGGGCGUCGGCCACGGUGUGCGUGGGCGUGAUGCAGGGGGUCCCGGACCCGCAGCUGGAUGCGGACCCCGAUGCUCCGGAGUUCCCGGUGGUCAGCUAUAGCUACGUGAUCUCGUACAUGUUCUUCAGUCACCAGAGCACCGCCUACCGGGAAGUCGUGAUUGGCGCUGCGGCGAAGCGUCAGAGUCAGGGGCAGGGGCAGGAUCAGGGUCAGGACCAGGGUGCUGAACCAAUCCAGACCCCCAACAAGAGGACUGUCAAAGAGACUGUGGUAGUCCAAGCGGCAGCCGGCAGCCAGGAACAAGCUGCCUUCUCCUAUGAGUCGAGAUACAGCACGUCGUCUCAGCCGUGGGCGGACAGCGUCGACUUUGGCGAUACGGUGACCUUCGUCGUGCGAGACCUGAGCGGCUUCCAGAAAUUCCUCCAUCAAGGAUUUAGCAUUUUUAUCGAGCAGGAAAAGAUCCUGUCGUGGCCUACAGAGGCUUCAGACGACGCACCCGGGCAAGGAGUCGCAGACAAUAAAGGGAAAAAAGCCAAGACGAAAGACAAGCGAAAAAAAACGGUGGUGGAGCUGGUUGCCGACCCGCCCGUGACUACGGUGGUGGCGUCCUCGCACGUGCCCCUGCACGGCCUUCUGAGCGGAUACCCAAAAGUGGACGUCCUCUGCGACUUCGGCCCCCUACACAAAGAUCCUCCACCGGAAGACGCGGCGGCCGCAACAGAUGAGGUCGCGGGCAUGGACAACAAAGCCAAGGACGAUUCCAAGAAGAAAGGAGGCCGUGCUGGAAACAAGAAAACGGCGACCGCCAAAGGGACGCGGCGAGGCGAGGACGGCGACGCCGACACACCCACCCGAGCCGAGACGGCUACGCUGGAGCUGAGCGUGGAGCUGAAAAAGUGGCGCCACGCCUCUGAGGUGGCGCCGCUGGGGCGCGCCACCGCCUCCUGAGCCAAAACGCGCCCUCGCCUUCAUUUCAACACGCAACUUUUAUUCACUUGUACAGAAAAGCCAAAGUAGAAAGAAGAAGCAAGGAAGUGCGUUUCAAGUGUUCUGUCCUGCAUGCACCCCACCACAGGUCCAAUAAAAAAGUAUUUCCAGCCAU